AUGGCACAAUACCUUCGCUGCAUUCUCUUCUCAGCUCCCAAUCGGAAGAGAAUAAUAAUGUGGCGCACCGUUCAAUAUUAUGGAGUCUUGAGCUCUUUCAUUAUGUGCUCCAUGAUGUUGGGAGUUUGUUUUUAUACUAUGUAUGAUCUCUUCGAUGAAAUUGAUGAGUUCGAGCGAAAGGUUGACCGUGAGCUCAAAGAGUUCAAGGAAUAUGCUGAUGAUGCUUGGAAUGUUAUGCUAACUCAAUCAACUGGUAGCUCUCGUAAAGUGUACAGCGUUUUCGUCAGAAGCCGCCGUCAGUCUUACAAUCAAGGUGGAGCUGCAGGAGUAUCAGGAUAUACAAACGGCGGUGGAUCACAAGGAGGUGGAGGAGGAGGAGGACAAUGCGCUUGUGCUCCUGCUGCUUCUGGAUGUCCAGCUGGACCACCAGGUCCUCCAGGUCAACCAGGAGAAGAUGGAACUCCUGGUGAUGCUGGACAAGACGGUCAAGCUGGUCAAGCUGGUGCUCCCGCUGAUUCAUCAUCUUCUUCUCAAGACUGCGUGAAAUGCCCACAAGGACCACCAGGACCUCCAGGUUCUGACGGUCCACCAGGACCAGCAGGUCCAGACGGAAACCCAGGACAAAGCGGACAAGGAGGAGGAGCAGGAGAGGCAGGUCCACCAGGACCACCAGGAGGACCAGGACCAGAUGGAAACCCAGGAGCUCCUGGAUCCGAUGGACAACCUGGAGCACCAGGAACCCGAAGCGUUAGCACUCCAGGACCUGCUGGUGCACCAGGAGAGGCCGGACCUGCUGGAGGACCCGGACAAUCCUUCGAUGCCGGUCCAUCACCUGCUGGACCACCAGGACCUCCAGGAGCUCCAGGAAACGAUGGUACUCCAGGAGCCCCAGGUAACCCCGGACAAAAUGGUGCUGAUGGUCAACCAGGAUCCGAUGCUGCUUAUUGUCCCUGCCCACCUCGUACCGCCUUCGUUGAAGGAGGAGGAGGAGGAAAUUACGAUAAUGCAGCUCCACCACCAGCCCCAUCAGGAGGAUACUCCGCCGCAGUUCAAGCUCCAGCACCUGCCGCAGCAGGAGGAUACUCUAGCGGAGGCGGAGCUCCACCUCCAGCCCCAGCCCCAGCCCCAGCCCCAGCAGGAGGAUACUCGAGCGGAGCCGCAGCUCCACCACCAGCCCCAUCUGGAGGAUACUCUAGUGGAGCUGGAGCUCCACCACCUUCAGGAGGGUAUGCUUCAGGUGCACGUAAUCGGGGAGCUCGACAACUUUAA
Messenger RNA from Auanema sp. JU1783, 1269 nucleotides. Lineage: Eukaryota; Metazoa; Nematoda; Chromadorea; Rhabditida; Rhabditidae. The record is from the annotation of a GenBank genome assembly.